GUAAACAAAAAAGCAGGUUAGGAAACUUCAAAUCAUACGACAAAAUAAUGACCACAUACAAAAAAUUAAGUGAUGGUUCCGACGACGAUUUACCAAGAAAUGUCUCGAUAAAAACCGUCUAUACGUGGAAAACUGAAUUCAAUGCAGAUUCUGUAGAAUGGUGCCCUUGCGAGAAUUUCAGGCACGUUUUUGUAUGUGGCAAUUAUCAACUUUUACCAAAACCUGAAGGAUCUGAUUACAAAAAGCGAAUAGGGCGAAUACUUUUAUUUUCAAUCAACGAGGACACGGGAUUAAAGUUAGAGCAAGAGUACGAAACUGCUGCAGUACUCGAUCAAAAAUGGUGCCAUCACGAGAUUAACGGUUCUAUCUUAUUGGGAGUUGUCAAUUCGAAUGCAAAAUUGAAAAUAUUCAAAUUGGAGAAAGACAAGGACGCCUUGAGGUUGAAGAAGAUCGAUUCGUUCAAAUUCUCAUCUAGUGACGAUGAACUCUUAAUUUUAUCAUUGGACUGGUCGACUAAUAAGCUUGUUUCCAAUGAACCUGAAAUAAUAUGUAGUGAUUCUAAGGGAAGUGUGCACAUCUUGAAGUUGGUACAAAAUCAGCUUGUACUCAAAACGUCUGUGGUCAAAUUCCAUGAGUUUGAAACGUGGAUAGCAGGUUUUUACUAUUGGGAUCCUCACAUAUACUUCUCUGGUGGAGAUGAUUGUAUUUUCUACAAAUACGAUCAACGAGUUGGCACAGAUGCUGUUGCAAAGAAUAGGUCACAUGAAGCUGGUGUUACUUCCUUACACUCAAAUAUUAGUAAGGAGUAUGUCAUAGCUACUGGAAGUUAUGACGAAAACGUAAGAAUCUGGGACCUGAGAAACCUCAAAUGUCCCAAGACAGAAACAAAAAUUCCAGGGCCAGUUUGGAGGGUAAAGUGGGACCCAUUUUCCCAGAGCCAUCUGUUGGUAGCCGGUAUGUUAGGAGGUGCACAUGUUAUUUCAGAAGUAUCACAUUCCAUAGUCGAUAGUUAUUAUGAACACGAAAAUCUCGUCUAUGGGGUUGAUUGGUGUUUUAUGAAGGAGGAAUCUGUGCAGAAGUACCCCAAAGAGGGGAAUGCUAUGCUGGCCAGCUGUUCUUUUUAUGAUAAUCUACUGUGUAUAUCGAAAUUGAAGUGUGAAAUUUAAUUUGUUGACAUAGAAGAAUAUCUGCUUGUAUUUAGGGAAUACUGGUAAACCAGGAGAAGAUUAAAUGCAUUACAUAAA
Messenger RNA from Coccinella septempunctata (seven-spotted ladybird), 1244 nucleotides. RefSeq names its product diphthine methyltransferase. Lineage: Eukaryota; Metazoa; Arthropoda; Insecta; Coleoptera; Coccinellidae. The record is from RefSeq and is a predicted model, not a curated record. The coding region runs from base 48 to 1166 and encodes 372 amino acids. Gene Ontology annotation, molecular function: protein binding. The transcript is spliced from 4 exons.